Messenger RNA from Aspergillus japonicus CBS 114.51, 965 nucleotides. RefSeq lists its product as uncharacterized. The transcript has 2 exons. The coding region runs from base 18 to 860 and encodes 280 amino acids. The record is from RefSeq and is a predicted model, not a curated record. Lineage: Eukaryota; Fungi; Ascomycota; Eurotiomycetes; Eurotiales; Aspergillaceae.
CGACCCGCUACCGCCUCAUGACGGAGGCGCCCCCGCUGUCCACCCCAGAAGACGGCCACACCUACAAAGUCAUCAGAUGGAUUCCCGCGCAGGUGUACCUGGACCAAGCGCGCGAGCGCUACACGGCGCUGACCACCCGCGACCGCCGCCUCCGCGACACCGAGCUCCCGACGCUGGAGUUACCCCAGGUCGCGACGGCCGAGGACGUCGGCUGGAUGACGGAGGCCAACCUGAUCCCCGGGGUGGAUCGUCUCCUCGUGGGCAGCUGGCCGCUGGGCGGCAAGAUUGUCGGCGGCUUCACGCACGGCCCCUGGGGCGAGAAGCUGUACGUCUGGACCCUCCGACUGGCGUGGGGGCUCAGCGUCGACAUCGCCGUGCUGGUCAUCAAGCCGCCGAACCAGGUGCGCGGGCUGGAUUAUCUUGGCGUCGUGGGCGGGGAGCGUCAGUGGCGAGGGGUCAAGGCGAGGCAGGCUGAGGGGGGCGACGACAAUGGUGACGAUAACACCGUCCUAACCCACGGCCUCCAAGCAAACGCCAUCCCCCACACCCAGCAAGCCAGGAAGUACGGCGCCGUGCAUGGCAUCGGCCACGUCGCGCUCUUCGACUUCCAGCAUCUGGUGCUCCUGGACCUCGAUGGACACACGCGGCAGGAGAAAAAUCCCGACAGCGACAUCCCCGAUCUGCUCACGGUGACGUACUUUGACGAGCAAGACCGCGAUCUGAAGAACGGUGAGUGCUUCCAUAUGCUCCUCCUCGGGUUUGUGCUGAGCGCGAUGGACUGUGUGCCCUUGUUGGUGCGGAAUAGGCUACCUCCAAAGGAUUCUGAGAUGUCGGACCCGCGCCGGGUUCGAGAGGUGUAGACACUUCGUAGUUUGAUCCGGUGGUGGUGUGAGUGAUGCUCCUGCUAUCCACUGGCAUCUUGUAGUUUCUGUUCAGAAGCAAUUCAUCACUUCAAAUGAGUGUGG